Daldinia loculata is the source of this 866-nucleotide messenger RNA. Its product is annotated as ankyrin repeat-containing domain protein. The record is from RefSeq and is a predicted model, not a curated record. Lineage: Eukaryota; Fungi; Ascomycota; Sordariomycetes; Xylariales; Hypoxylaceae. Gene Ontology annotation, biological process: protein localization to ciliary inversin compartment. The transcript has a single exon. Bases 129 to 866 code for a protein of 245 amino acids. Gene Ontology annotation, molecular function: protein binding. Gene Ontology annotation, cellular component: ciliary inversin compartment.
UUCAAAUAAAUCAGCAAGAAUAAAAGUUCUUUUCACAGCUAGAGCGUAAUUAUUUGUAUUAUGGAGUGAGUGAUCAUUCGGAGCAGAGCUUAUUCACCUGCUUAGCAGAGCUGGACUGUGUGGUGGCCAUGAGGGCCCUAGUUCUACUAGGGGAAGAUAUCAAUCAACCGAACGAGAGAGGACAGACGCCUCUGAUGUAUGCUAGCAUAUGGGUGUCUGCUAAUGUAGUUCGAUGGCUCUGGUCGCAUCAAGAUAUUAAUAAGAACAUUGUGGAUAACCGGGGCCUGAGUGCGUUAACACAUUGCUGCAAAGUGCUUUAUUAUAGAGUUUUGGGAACGCACAAAGCAGAACUUUUUAUCGACAUUUGUCGUAUAUUUCUCGAAGAUGAUAGUUGGCUCAAUUUUGACCUCCCGGAUGUGGAAGGGAGAACAGCGCUUUCGCACGCAGUUAGUUCCAACAAAUUAGAGCUGGUGGAAAUGCUCUUGAAUAAAGAGGCAGAUCCUAACUCUAGGGACAAUUUAGGUCGUACGCCCUUAUCUUACGCAGUUGGAUUGGGCACGUCAGGUAUGACUGAAAAGCUACUCGCCCGGCCAGGAGUUGACAGAGACGCGAAAGACAACCAGGGAUUAACCCCAUUGCGACGGGCAUUGCGGUAUCCUGAAGUUGUCUCAAUGCUACUUGAGACGGGGGAGGUGGACGUCAACUCAAACGCCGAUGACGGCUUGACGCCGUUAACUGCUGCAAAACUAUUGAAGGAAAAAACAUUCAGUAUCAGCACAAUACGUGAUAUCAAAUCUACCAUCGCAAUACUGGAAAGAUACAACCGGUAUGGAAGAAGCUGGAAGGACAAAUCCUCUAAUUCCUAG